Messenger RNA from Limulus polyphemus (Atlantic horseshoe crab), 311 nucleotides. Its product is annotated as homeodomain-interacting protein kinase 2-like. The transcript has 2 exons. The annotation marks the transcript as partial. The record is from RefSeq and is a predicted model, not a curated record. Lineage: Eukaryota; Metazoa; Arthropoda; Merostomata; Xiphosura; Limulidae.
AUUCAAGGAAGUUACUUACUCUCCUAAACAAGACAAACACAGACAGACCAUUGUUAUCAGAGACACUCCGAGCCCUGCAGCUAGUGUGGUGAUCUUGAGUUCAGAUUCUGAAGAAGAAAGGGAAAGUCCAACUUGUUGUACAAACAAACAUCUGGUCCAGAAUAGAGGUCGUUCUGUUACGGUCAAGGAUCCCGCUAACAAGGCAUCAUCGAUGUUAGGUUGCUUAGCAGGCACAACUUGUGCAAGUGUACUUCCUUUAACACCAGAAUCUGAAGCUGGAACCUACAGUAUGCAGUCCACACCAAGACAAG